AUGGGCAGGUUGCGCUUGAGUAACUUGGAUAAAUUGGUUAGCGACGCUACGGGCUAUAAAAGCUACUGGAAUAAGACCAUAAAUUCAGCUAAAUUGUCAAUUUUUGGACCCAAGUCAGGAUUACAGUGGCUGAACAAGAAAAUCAGCCUAGACGAGCAAUUAAUAUCACUUUUAGACUACGUUGGCGAUGAAGAAUGGCUAAAGCCACUUCAGGGGCCCAGUAGAACCAGGUGGUACUGGCCGAGCAAGUAUUUACACAUGGAUUUUACGCUCCGCCACUACCUGGCCAUGCAAAUAUCUAGAUUCAAAAAAAGAGAAGACGAUCCUACAAUAAUUAACUUGUGGAAUACUGUGGUUAAAUUUAGUUCACAGAAGGAUUCCAUACGGUCCUUUUUAAAUUCAGUAGAUUCCAACACCUUUUCAAACUCCAUUACAAUUCAGGACACCUUCUGCUUAUAUUACUUGAUCUUCAGAGAAUCUCCCCUGUCUUUUACUCCAGACUUCGAUUUCAAUUCAAAAUUUGAGGACCCCAAAUACGUGCCGUUUGCAAGAUACGCACUAAAGCCAUUAGAAGAAAAUUUUAACCACUCUUAUGGUUUACACACAAGCAAAGAGAAUAGAGCGGAUACGUUUAACAGAAACCUGAAGCUAUUGAUCAAAAACGACCCAUCACUUGCAGAAGUGCUAAAGAGUAGAAACAGAUUUGUAGAUUUAUUAUAUUUAAGAAGGAGGAACUAUUACCUGGAUAAAGUAACCAGGAAGAAGAAGAUAAGUGAAAUAAAGCAGAAGUACAAGAGUCACUUCCUAGAACACCCAGAUCAGAAGAAGAUUUGGCCGGACAGUAAAGGAAUACACCAGCACAAGUGGCCACAAAUUUGA
Messenger RNA from Theileria orientalis strain Shintoku, 879 nucleotides. RefSeq lists its product as hypothetical. Lineage: Eukaryota; Apicomplexa; Aconoidasida; Piroplasmida; Theileriidae. The transcript has 3 exons. The coding region runs from base 1 to 879 and encodes 292 amino acids. The record is from RefSeq and is a predicted model, not a curated record.